Vitis vinifera (wine grape) is the source of this 2602-nucleotide messenger RNA. RefSeq names its product retinoblastoma-related protein-like. Gene Ontology annotation, molecular function: RNA polymerase II transcription regulatory region sequence-specific DNA binding. NCBI's taxonomy places the organism in Eukaryota, Viridiplantae, Streptophyta, Magnoliopsida, Vitales, Vitaceae. The record is from RefSeq and is a predicted model, not a curated record. Bases 666 to 2432 code for a protein of 588 amino acids. Gene Ontology annotation, cellular component: transcription regulator complex; chromatin; nucleus. The transcript is spliced from 10 exons. Gene Ontology annotation, biological process: regulation of transcription by RNA polymerase II; cell differentiation; negative regulation of G1/S transition of mitotic cell cycle.
AAGUCUCUUUGCUACUAAAGCAUGAAAAGGUAAGAUGACGAAGUGGGUCUCUUCCCAAAAAAGCUUGGCUUCUCUUCUUAUAUAUGAACCUUGGUACAUGAGAGAUCGGAUGAUCUGGGUAGGUUUUGAACAUAUGAAAUCUGUAGAGGUCAGGGGUCUGGGUUUUUGAAAAGAUGGUGUUUUUUCUCUUUUUGUGAGGGUGGGUAGCCAAUUUUGAGGACUGAAACAACCAAGCAAGUGAGCAUAUUUAAAUAGUAAGUUCAAAUACUUCAUGAAUGAUUGAACUAAUCAUUGAUUCACUGUUAGUACCAUCCUGUUUUAAGUAUUGUGCAAUUGGGGCAUACUUGUUGUAUGAACUCUAGCAGAUGAUCUUGUUUCAUGGUGGGGUUGAGAUGGGGCUUAAGAACUACUUGUUUUGGGGCCGGGAAUGGUCCAUACUUGCUUUCCGAGUUUGUUUUAUUGUUUUGAUUAUAUCACUGUAUUAGUUUAGGAUUUCGGAUUCUGCGAAAAAGUGGGAUGGUACUGAGAGUUGUGUAGAGAUUUCAACUGGGUUCUUGGUGGUGUUUAGCAUAGAAAAAGAAUUCUAGGGAACUGCUUGUCUGCAGAGCACUGUUGCAUUUACCCUCUCUUUGGUGCAGGUAGCUUUUCAGUUUUCAGGAGAUACCAUGAAUAUCUGUGGCUACAAGAGAAAAUUUGAGGCUAUAGUCUCCCCAGCAGACACUACAAGCCAGCUUUCUCCAUGCACUCCUGCACAGUGGCUCCAAACUGUCAUUUGUUCACUUCCUGCAAAACCAUCUGCAGAAUUGGAGAGGUUCAUGUCAUCAUGUGAUGGGAAUGUAACUGAUAAGGUGAUAUGCAGGGCCAGCAUAAUAUUGGCGGCCAUAUUUCCCAGGGGUUGUAAUGGAAACCGAUGUAUGAGUUCUGGUUUGCAUAAUAGCAGCUUGAUGAAUAGUGGGUGGAUAGAGCAGAGACAAGAGGAAGCUCUGAAAUUAUACUAUAAGGUUUUGGAAUCCAUUUGUGAAUCUGAAGCUCAAAAGCUGCAGGGAAGGAACUUGACCCAGCUGUUAACUAAUGAGAGGUUCCACAGAUGCAUGCUAGCAUGUUCAGCUGAACUGGUUUCAGCAGCUCAUAUGGGAGUUAGGAUGCUGUUUCCUAGAGUAUUGGAGAGAAUUGGUAUAACUGCAUUUGAUCUGAGCAGAGUGACUGAAAGUUUCAUUAAACAUGAAGGGUCACUUCCAAGAGAAUUGAAGAGGUACCUGAAUUCUAUGGAAGAGCAAAUGUUGGAGAGCAUGGUAUGGGGAAAAGGUUCCUCCUUAUACAAUUCUCUGAUUGUUGCAAGACCAUCCCUUGCUGAAGAAAUACGUCGGCUCGGCCUACUCGCAAAGCCUAUGCCAUCACUGGAUGCAAUUGCUGCAGAUAAUCUUCUUUCAUAUGGAGGCUUGCCUCACCCACCUGGCCAGAAUGGAAAUGCUAGGUCUUCAGAGAAAGUAUCCAGUGAACUACACAACUCCUCUGCAUUACCAAUGAAGGAACAUUCACCUGCUCUUAAUGAUCAAAAGCCAAGGAAGCCACCACCAUCACCCCCUCUGCUGUCUGCAUUUGCCAGUCCAACACAGCCAAAUCCAGGAGGCAGGGGCUCUACUUGCUUGGACACAGGGAUUAAGCUGCUCUUUGAGAAGGUGGCAAAGUUAGCAGCAGUACGAAUCAAUCAUCUGACUCUGAGGCUAAAACCGUUGCAGCCGAUCAGAGAGAUUGUCUAUGGCUUAUUUCAUCGGAUCCUAAAUCAAAAAACUGCCCUUUGUUUCAACCGGCAUGUUGACCAGAUCAUCCUCUGCUGUUUCUACAUCAUUGUAAAGGACUCUAAACUAGAACUGACCUUUAAGGAGAUCAAAGACAGCUAUGUGAAGCAACCACAACAUGGACCUCAAGUGGUCAGCCAUGUGUUUGUUAACAGGUCACCAGCACAUGGGAAUGGGAAAAACAGGGAGGAUCACAUUGAUAUUGUCGCAUUUUACAAUGAAAUCUUCCUCUGGGCUGUAAAGCCUUUACUGGUUGAGGUUAGACCUGCCAAAGUGUCUGACCAAGCUCCUGAUGAGGCUGCAAAUAAUGCUGAUGAUGAGUGUCCCGGUUCACCUCGGAUUUCUCCGUUUCCAAGCAUUCCUGAUUUAUCUCCGAAGAAAGUCUCUCCCUCGCACAAUGUCUACCUAUCCUCACUGCAACCAUCAAAGAAGGAAGCAUUGAUCUCAAGGGGUGCUAAAAGCUAUUAUGCCUGUUUUGGGGAGAGCACUCGUGCUUACCAGAGCCCCUCCAAAGAUCUCACUACAAUUAACAACUGUUUGCGCAGCAGGCCAAAACUGAGACGCCGUCUGGAUGUAGAGUUUGUUAGUCACUCUGAAGUGGCCAGGGCCCUCUUCCAUCAUCAAUCAGCAUGACAAAUGGACUUUCUCUUCAGGACUGGGUCAUAUCAUUGCUUUGAAUUUACCCUCAAAAUCUGAGAAAGCCAAUUUUUUAUGCUUCUUCGGGCCAUGUAAUCAUUUUUAUCAUAGGUUAAGUGUAUCGAAUGAUCUAUAAGUAAAAAUAAAACUACGAUUAAUUUAUCUGA